CACUUUAUCCAAAAAAAUAAAAAAAAUGGUAACUGGCGAGCUUCCGGUGCUUCACGCCUUCACCUAUUACUGUAAAGUUUCUUUCCAAAAGGAAGGCAUGAUCGAUGGUCAUUUAGGGUUAAUUGGAUGACAUCUUCCCUAGAUCGUCGACUUGGAGCGACCUUCAUUCCCGCAUUUUGGUGGUAAUCAUCCAUCCGGGAGGACAGGAAUCAUCUGUGAAGAUCGAUGGAGGGCCUUGUUCGAUGCUCUGCGAAUUACAUUCCUUUGUCUCCCAUAAGCUUUCUAGAGAGGUCUGCCUAUGUUUACAGAGAUAGGCUCUCGAUUGUCUACGGUGAUGUUAAAUAUACAUGGGGAGAGACACGAGAACGGUGCCUGAAAAUCGCUUCUGGUCUUACCCAGAUGGGGAUUUCCCAUUUGGACAUCGUUGCUGUAUUGGCUCCAAAUAUCCCAGAAAUGUAUGAGCUGCACUUUGGUGUCCCAAUGGCUGGAGCGGUCCUCUGUACACUUAACGUACGGCAUGAUUCUGCCAUGAUAUCUGUGCUAUUGAGACAUUCGGAAUCAAAAAUAAUCUUUGUAGACUACCAAUUUCUAGAAGUUGCUCGUGGAGCACUUGAGCUUCUGUCCAAGACAGCAACCAAGUUACCCCUCCUGGUCCUAAUCCCAGAAAGCAAUAAACCGCUACCUACAAGCAAGAUAACCUCCAGUUCAGUUUACUUGGAAUAUGAGAAUAUACUAGCCAUGGGACAACCCGAUUUCAAAAUCAGACGGCCCAAAGAUGAAUGGGAUCCAAUUAGUUUAAAUUACACUUCUGGCACAACAUCAAGCCCUAAAGGAGUUGUUUACAGCCAUAGAGGUGCCUAUAUUAAUUCAUUUUCAGCUGUUCUUCUUAAUAAUAUGAGUCCAAUGCUCACUUACCUAUGGACUGUUCCCAUGUUCCACUGCAAUGGAUGGUCCCUCACUUGGGGGGUGGCAGUUCAGGGUGGCACAAACGUCUGCCUCAGACAUGUUACUCCAAGGGGCAUAUUUGAUAGUAUUUCUCUUCACAAGGUGACAAACAUGGCUGGUGCACCAACUGUGUUGAACAUGAUUGUCAAUGCCCCAUCCAGUGAUCGAAGGCCACUACCCUGCAAGGUGGACGUAAUGACUGGUGGUGCACCACCACCUCCACAUGUCCUCUUCAAGAUGGAGGAGCUUGGAUUUAGUGUUUUCCAUUCAUAUGGCCUGACGGAAACAUAUGGUCCGGGAACAAUUUGUACAUGGAAGCCUGAGUGGAAUUCCUUGCCUGCUGAUCAGCGUGCAAAGUUGAAUUCACGUCAAGGUGUGCAUCAUAAUGGAAUGGAAGAGGUUGACAUAAAAGAUCCAGUCACCAUGAAAAGUGUACCAUCUGACGCAAAGACCAUGGGUGAGGUGAUGUUUAGAGGAAACACAGUGAUGAAUGGGUACCUCAAGGAAUUGAAAGCAACACAGGAAGCUUUCAGUGGUGGAUGGUUUCGAACUGGGGAUCUAGGUAUUAAACAUCCUGAUGGUUACAUAGAGCUAAAGGACCGGUCAAAGGACAUUAUCAUUUCUGGUGGAGAGAAUAUAAGCACAAUUGAGGUGGAGUCGGUGUUGUUCAGUCAUCCAGCAAUUCUUGAGGCUGCUGUUGUAGGCCGGCCUGAUGAUCAUUGGGGAGAAACACCUUGUGCCUUUGUAAAAUUGAAGGAAGGUAUGAAUGCCACUGCUGAGGAGAUUAUAAAGUUUUGUCGGGAUCACUUGCCUCAUUAUAUGGCUCCUCGAACUGUAGUUUUUGUGGAACUCCCAAAGACUUCAACUGGGAAGACACAGAAGUUUCUCCUCAGAGACAAGGCAAAGGCUAUGGGAAGCCUAUUUAAAGGAAGCAAAAGUAGGCUUUGAAGCUUUAAAGCAUUUCCAUUUCCCUACAGAAGAUAGUUUUUUCUUUUCUUUUAGUUGUAUUGAUAAUCUCUCCCAUUCAAAUGAUAUGGGUCUUGAAAAGCUACAGAAUGAAUUGUCUUGAGACUUGCCUAUUGUUUAUUGUUAGAUCAUAUGGGCUUUAUCCCCAUUUGUAAAUGACCAACCAGACCUAUGUCUUGCAGUUUUGGUCGCAUGAGAUCAGCCCAAAUAUAGUUUGUGUGAUUACUGGAUUA
Messenger RNA from Macadamia integrifolia, 2144 nucleotides. Its product is annotated as butanoate--CoA ligase AAE1-like. The record is from RefSeq and is a predicted model, not a curated record. The coding region runs from base 226 to 1893 and encodes 555 amino acids. NCBI's taxonomy places the organism in Eukaryota, Viridiplantae, Streptophyta, Magnoliopsida, Proteales, Proteaceae. The transcript is spliced from 3 exons.